AUGGAACCUGCCACUGAGGAGACCACCACAUCCAUCUCAACAACGACAUUGCCUGAGGAGACUGAAUCUUUGACGCAGCUUGGAAGCACGACUACUACCGAAGACACUACUGCCACUGAAACCACGACUGCUUCUGGAGACACUACAGUUACUGAAGAAACCACAACUACUGCCGAGGAAACUACAACUACACCCUGCAACAGCGAGGUGGCUGUGACGACAGCAGCUCUGCUGAACCCAACACCGGUUUUUGACGAUUCUGAUGAUCACGACGACGACAUUGCCGCCGUUGUCUUACCAUUCAAUGUCGCAUACAGUGACCAGAGUACCGUCUACGUCAGUACGAAUGGUUUCAUAGGUGUGGGUUCCGACUUAGAUUCCAAUCCCGGCGAAAAUAGUUGGCUUCCGACCGAAAACAUUGCCCCAAUAGCUGUAUGCCCUUACUGGAGCGACCUAUCAUUGACACGGCGAAACGGUGAUACCAUUGUCUAUGAGGUCUUUGACGGCCAGCACGGCAUGCAGGCAACCUUUGAGUGGAUUGUCACCUCGUCCAACGGUAUAAGGGUGCAUUUUUCUACCACGUUUUAUAAAGACUUUCCACAAAUAUCCAGGUUCUCAUACUACUCUAUAGAUGGCACGGGUAGAAUUGCAACAACAGGGGCGCAGAAUAAUGACAGGGAUGAAUACUUUGAGCUUUAUGGUACCGAGUGUGGAAAGGGAGAUCCUCCUGAUGGAGCAGCCGCAUUUAGCCAAGGAACUUAA
Molecule: messenger RNA, 762 nt
Organism: Fusarium graminearum PH-1
Lineage: Eukaryota; Fungi; Ascomycota; Sordariomycetes; Hypocreales; Nectriaceae
Exons: 2
Coding region: 1-762 (253 amino acids)
Source: RefSeq, a predicted model, not a curated record